GUCGUAUUUGCCUUGUGCACUCUCACAAAAUGUUUAACUAACAUGACUGGAAUUGAUCAUAGAGCCUUUAGCCCGUCUUUGAGAAAUCUAUAUCAAUCAUAACGGAGUACAGUUCUGUCGUGUGCCCUCAAGAGAGAAAACAAUGAGAACUUUUUUCUACUACGCUGCUUUUGCGCGAUACCUUCCUUCUCUCUUUUUCUUUCUUACCGAUAAUAUUUCUAAUAAAAUAAAUAUUAUAAGAGACGUGGACGUCAGAAUGUUUGCACUCGUUGGCGGAGUAGAUUAGUGUGGGUAUCCGCAUCAGGUGAACGAAUUCCCCAUGCAAUCCGCCUAAUCCUUCGACCGCAACGGAGAUGGCUCAUGGGAGUUCGACCAACGAACAUAAAUACCAGAAGAGGACUCGGCCUAUUGCCAUUCUAGUCAAGGAAGUCGCGAACGCAGGACUAUUCGCCAACAGGUGAACGCCGCAACAGCAAUGAAGAAGAUAUUAUUCGCCACAACUUUACUAUCAAUAGCAAUGUCUGAAAAUAUUCUAAAGAACUAUCUGAGGCCAAAAACAAUAUGGGUCCACGACAAGCAAUUUGGGAAUAAAAAAAUAAAACGGACAUCACUAAACGAAAUGUUUUCCGAAGUGGGAGACCUUUCAAAUUACGACGAUGACAGACAACUUCCUCAAAUUUCAACACGGUUCAUUAGCAAAUCCAGAAAAUUGCCUGCAUUAACGUUUGUGAGGUCGUCUGAUUUGGCGUUGCUUCCACAAGUUGAAUUAUUAUCUUCCGAUAAACCAAAACUUGAUAAUGCCAAACCGACUGUCUUGAUUUCUAUCGACUUUCAAGAAGGGAAAAAUGACAAUUUACAAAAAGAUUGCUCGAGAAUAAAUAACCAUCAUAAGCAAAAUCAUGGCUGGCAGAUUCAAGAACCGUUUUAUGUGGACGAGCCAAAAUGGAUUAAUAUCUAUGACAUAAAAGGUUCACCUCAACGUCUAUAUAAGGAUAAUUCCGAUCCUUACAUAUUGUCACGAGGAAAGAAAAUUUUUAAAAUUAAGGAUACAGAACAAGCGAAAGAGAUGAUGGAAAAUUAUGAAGAUUUCUCCAACAAAUAUCCAAGCAGAAGUAAAAGAUCGUCAACGAAAAAUCGAGUCAGAAGAUCUAUCGUAAUAAAUGAAAAAUAUCAGAAUAAUACGAUUAAUGACACUCAGAAAGAUCUAAAAAAAGAAAUAAAUUAUAACUUUCUCCAAGAUACAGAUUCAAAUAAUGUUAUAAUGACCAAAAGUCAGGAUAAAAAAUCUUUCAAAAUUGAUAAAAUGUUUGAAGAUAGAAAGAAUAUGGAAGAUACUACAAGUUCUGUUUAUAAUACCUUUAUUAAAAAGUAUCAAAAAGAUAAGAUAAAAAAUAUGGCGGAAAAAUUACCAUAUGAAUUUAAAUUUAUAAAGGGAAAUCAAACAUUCGCAAAUGAUGAAAAAAUUAUAAGCUUUGUUGAGCAAAAUCAGAAUAUACAGCGCGAAGAUAUGUUCAAUCAUAUUAAAAAUGACAACAGUAAAAUCAUGAAAAUUAAUCAAGAUACAAAAUUUAAUAAUCCGGAGGAUCUUUUUACUACUAACACGAAUAAGAAAAAUAAAAGAUCAGUAAUAUUAAAAAAUAAAAAUUUCUUCGACGUUCAUAAUAAAUAUAAACCUCAGAAAAUGGAGAAGAGCUUUGAAAAUGUCAAAGGGAAUGAAACAGAUGUGUACGAGCAGAUGAAGAAUAAAGCUUACAUCGAUAAACUAGAUGAUUUAAAUAUGUACAAUGAUUAUACUUUUAUCUCUAGCAAGAAAAAUCCUGAUAACAGAGCAGAGAGUUCGAAUAAAAAAGAUAUAGAUCAUAACAAAUCCAUCGAAAAACCAUGGAAAAUUCAAUAUUUUGCGUAUCGCAAAGAAUUGGAAAACGCGGAGAAAUUAAGGAAUGAGAAGAAUGAGUCAAUAAUUGAUCAAAAUGACACCCAGGUAACAGAUUUGCAAUUAACAAGCAAGUCUGAUUCCAGAAUAGAGAAUUAUUUCAAUCAUCGAAAAAAGCGUAGUGCUUGCGAGAACUGCAAAAUUGAUCCGCAGCUUCAAGAUCAAUGGUUAAAGGAUAUGAAGAAAGAAAUUCAAGAUUCAUUGUCUUUAGAGAGGAGAAACAAGCAUAGUGAUAUUCUGGAGGACUUAUCGCUAUAUGAGCCUUACGUUAUUUCCCGAGGUAAGAAAGCCUCGCAGGGAUUCGAAAACAAUAUCUACUCGAUGUUGGAGCCACGAAAUUUGAAUGAUGCAGGUCGCAUCAAAGCAACGAGUUUCCCAUUAACACGAGCUCUCCUGAGAAUGUUAUUAAUGGAAAUGUCCAGGUGUCAUAACUGUGAAGUUAAUACGAAUCGCUUAUCGAACAAGCGAUCACCAAGAGAUCGACGUGGUUUGCUCGAUGAAAUCUUGACAGCAUAUGAUCCAUAUUACGUAGUCAGAGGAAAGCGGAUAAAUCUAGAUAAAUAUUUGGCCAAAAUGCGAAAUCAGAAGAGCGCCUCAAUCGAAACAGAUAAAAAAUAAUAGGCUUUAAGAGACACGUUAUACGAAAACAUCAUUUUUGAUCCCGAUAACGUUCGAUAAAAAAAGCAAACACAUUAAAAAAAGCAAAUAUUCCCCAUCAUAGCUCUAUUUGACUUAAUCAUGGUGCAAAUAUGGCAAUCUGCGCAUCAUUUUCCAAAUGACAUACAUAUAUCGAAGCACAAUUAUUAGCGAAUUAUAAAACGUGUUUCGUAGUAGUAAAAAUAAAGUUGAAAAGAAAUUGCCUAUGUAAUGUUAAAGCUUCCGAAAUGAGAUUCUAUAAAUGC
Molecule: messenger RNA, 2835 nt
Organism: Camponotus floridanus (Florida carpenter ant)
Lineage: Eukaryota; Metazoa; Arthropoda; Insecta; Hymenoptera; Formicidae
Exons: 4
Coding region: 476-2551 (691 amino acids)
Source: RefSeq, a predicted model, not a curated record